AUGUGGGAGCUUGUGGCUCUUCUGCUGCUCACCCUAGUCUAUGUCUUUUGGCCCAAGGUAAGGGUUCCUGGGGCCAAGUAUCCCAAGAGCCUCCCAUACCUGCCCCUGGUGGGCAGCCUGCCAUUCCUCCCCAGACAUGGCCACAAGCACGUCAACUUUUUCAAGCUGCAGAAAAAAUAUGGACCCAUCUAUUCCCUUCGUGUGGGCACCAAGACUACAGUGAUUAUUGGCAACCACCAGCUAGCCAAGGAGGUGCUUGUCAAGAAGGGCAAGGAAUUCUCCGGGCGGCCCCCUGUGGUAACUCUAGGCCUCCUGUCAGACCAGUGGAAGGGCAUUGCCUUUGCUGACUCCAACACUCAAUGGCAGCUGCACCGGAAGCUGGUGCUAGGCACUUUUGCCCUGUUCAGGGAGGGCGACCAGAAGCUGGAGAACAUCAUAUGUCGGGAAGCCAGUGUAUUGUGUGAUCAUCUGGCCACCCACCAUGGACAAGUCAUAGAUUUGUCCUUUCCUGUCUUCAUGGCUAUACUUAACGUAAUCUGCAUCAUCUGCUUCAACAUCUCCUACAAAACUGAGGAUCCAGAGUUGAGAACCAUAAGGAACAUCAGUAGCAGUAUCUUGGAGAGUCUGGGAAAUGAAACUCUGGUGGACAUAUACCCCUGGUUGAAGAUUUUCCCCAAUAAGACCCUGGAAAUGUUAAAGAGGUGUGUUGGUGUGCGAGAUGCAAUACUGAAUCAGAUAUUGAAAAAGCACAAGGAGAAAUUCAACAGUGAUUGUAUCACCAACAUGCUGGACAUUUUCAUGCAAGCCAAGAUGAAUGCAGAGAAUAACAAUAGUGGCCCAGACCUGGAUUCAAAUAUGCUUUCAGAUAAUCACAUUGUUGCCACCAUAGCGGACAUCUUUGGAGCUGGUGUGGAUACCACAGUCUCUAUGGUGCAAUGGACUGUAGCCUUCCUGCUGCACAAUCCUCAGGUGAAGAAGAAGAUCCAUGAGGAGAUUGACCAGAAUGUAGGUUUCAGCCGUACGCCAACUUUCAGUGACAGGAACCACCUCCUCAUGCUAGAGGCCACCAUCCGAGAGGUGCUUCGCAUCAGACCUGUGGCCCCAAUGCUCAUACCCCACAAGGCUAAUACUGAUUCCAGCAUUGGUGAGUAUACCAUCGACAAGGGCACACAGGUGAUCGUCAACUUGUGGGCACUUCAUCACAAUGAGGAGGAGUGGAACCAGCCAGACCAGUUCAUGCCAGAGCGCUUCUUGGAUCCAACUGGGAGCCAGCUCAUCUCACCGUCUCUCAGCUACCUGCCCUUUGGAGCUGGUCCCCGCUCCUGUGUAGGAGAGAUCCUGGCCCGCCAGGAGCUCUUCCUCCUCAUAGCCUGGAUGCUGCAGAGGUUCGACUUGGAGGUGCCAGAUAAUGGGCAGCUACCUUCCCUGGUGGGCGACCCCAAGGUGAUCUUCCUGAUAGAUCCUUUUAAAGUGAAGAUCAAGGUGCGCCAGGCUUGGAAGGAGGCCCAGGGUGAGGUUAGCACCUAG
Molecule: messenger RNA, 1527 nt
Organism: Urocitellus parryii (Arctic ground squirrel)
Lineage: Eukaryota; Metazoa; Chordata; Mammalia; Rodentia; Sciuridae
Gene: Cyp17a1
Product: cytochrome P450 family 17 subfamily A member 1
Biological process (GO): hormone biosynthetic process; progesterone metabolic process
Molecular function (GO): heme binding; steroid 17-alpha-monooxygenase activity; iron ion binding
Source: RefSeq, a predicted model, not a curated record